Messenger RNA from Penicillium macrosclerotiorum, 651 nucleotides. RefSeq names its product putative secretory component protein shr3. The record is from RefSeq and is a predicted model, not a curated record. The transcript has 2 exons. Gene Ontology annotation, biological process: endoplasmic reticulum to Golgi vesicle-mediated transport. NCBI's taxonomy places the organism in Eukaryota, Fungi, Ascomycota, Eurotiomycetes, Eurotiales, Aspergillaceae. Gene Ontology annotation, cellular component: endoplasmic reticulum membrane. Bases 1 to 651 code for a protein of 216 amino acids.
AUGGCAUUCAAGAGCGGGUCGUUCGCGACCUUCCUCAUCCUUUGCCCAACCUGCUUUUUCCUGGGCAUUAUUUUCUCGCUCUUCCCCUACGACUAUCCGAUCCUCUGGUCGACUGCGCCAACUCCCGCCUCGCACUAUGACUAUCUCGAGGCGCACCUUCGCUUCCUGCAUGCCUCGCCGCCGCUGAUCCCGCGCAUCCUCCACAUCGUCAUCUUUCUCGGGCUUGCUGGUCUCGUGACAAAGCUCUACAAGCCCUCUGAAUCGAACAUGCUCUUCGACGGCGCCUCGCUUGUUCUCUACAUGUGCGGCAUCACCGUCUACAUCGCCAACAUCGUCAAGGGCCUGCGCCUUGCCUCGGCCGGCCAGUACGGCGCCGAGCUUGCCACCUCGCCCGAAGAGAAGGACCAGAUCCUCGGCCGCGAGGACUCGCUUAAGGUCCUCGCCGCAAGCAACACCAUCCUUGCCCUCGUCCUCGUCGGCAUUCUGGUCCUCCAGGCCGGCCAGUGGUACGCAGAGCGCAAGGACGCGCAGGAGUACGCGGAGCUAGCGGCGGGCAAGAAGGGCGAGGCUGAGAGCUCAUCAGCGACGGCGUCCGGCGUGGCAUCCGGUAAGCCCGGUCGUCAGAGCAGCCAGCGGAAGAAGAGUAACUAG